Desarmillaria tabescens is the source of this 2145-nucleotide messenger RNA. RefSeq lists its product as uncharacterized. The transcript is spliced from 5 exons. Lineage: Eukaryota; Fungi; Basidiomycota; Agaricomycetes; Agaricales; Physalacriaceae. The coding region runs from base 166 to 1800 and encodes 544 amino acids. The record is from RefSeq and is a predicted model, not a curated record.
CCGCGGUGUAUACACCUUGCAAUAAUUGUGUUGCGCAAGGUGUUGUAUGCGAAUAUGGGAAUCUGAAAACGACUCGGAGCUGCAGGGAGUGUCGUCUUGAAGGGGCGUCGUGUCAACUGCCCCGGGACGAUCACAUCGAGGACGAAGACGAGGAUGAAAUAGCAAAUGAUGAAGUCGAAACAGAUACUGGAACCGGAGACCCAUCCGCAGACAAAGCGACCAGUUCAUCUUCAGCAGAUAUCGUUGUCUGGUUAUAGACCAGGCAGAAUAUCAGUUGCUCAGACGAAAUUUUUGAAAAUCUACAAUUCAGGCUGUGAGCCCAGUAAGAAAGAUCAGUGGAUCAAGGAGAUGUUCGAUGCAUAUACACAAAUGACUCGGAGGCAACAGGAAGAUGUUGCCGAUGUCUGCAAAAAGCACGAUAGAGAGAAAUGGGCGCACAUCUUAGCAGGAAUGGUGCACAUCAACAUUCGGGCGAGGGAGGAGCGGCCACUCAUUAGAACGACUGUCAUCAACGCCGAUGUCUCUGGCUGGGAUAUUAACCCUACCUACAACGAAAUGCGGUGCAAAGGAUGUUCAUCUGAAGGGAUUAGUUGCGAAUUUGCGAGUCAGGAUGCGGAUCUUCCUGGAUGUAGGGAAUGCCUCAUCUUGGGCCGGGAGUGUGUGGGUUUCCGCAGACCGGAGCCAGCCACGAUUUCGUCACGUAAACAAACGCGAAGAAGCCACGACGAGACUCCUGCGACCGAAGAACAGUCCAUAACGGAGACAUUGACAUCACGUCUUCGCUCUGCAAAGAAUCGCAUUAAUGAAGUCAAGACAACACCAUCUCCGAACUCCCGAGCAACGACGAAACGGAACAUGCUACGUAUCCCCCCGGUCACAUCUUCAUCUCAGCAAGAGGACACACACAAACAUCGGGAGAGAGAGCGAAUCUCUCUUCGUCUUCCACGUACGACAGAAGCCGAAAACAAUAUCGAUGUUCCAAAGCUCAAAUCAAAGCGCACGGCUAUUCCUCUUGAUCCAAUUCCCCCUUCCGAUGAGGACAAUGAUGAUGAAAGAAGUAUAAGCAUGGGCCCUCCGAUGUUCAACCUUCCUGUUACGCUCACUUCAAACGGCUUGUCCCUUGCCCCAGGCGCCUUCCAGUCACUAUCUCGACAACCUACGCCCGCUCCGUCGUUCCCCCGCACAUUUACUGCUCCUUCCCUUGCUCCUGCUUUUCGAUCCCCAGAACCACCGUCAAAGCGAUCCAGGAUCGAUCUAGACGGUCGAGAUGUCCGAUAUCAUACCCCGAUGCCGGCUGAUGAGCCAGCGCUAUACCACAAAGAAGACAAGUUGAUCGAGCGUAUGGAGCGGGAGGUGGAGAGGAAGGAUCGUGAGCUGGAGAGGAAGGACCGAGAGCUUGAAGAAAUGAGAGAGAAGCUGAAGUCUGAGAGAGAGGGUUGGUUGCUGUUGCAGGAGGCGCUUGAGAAGGACAAAGAAGAGACUAUGCAGAAAACGGAACGCGCGAAGGAAGUAGUGGAGAUGGAGAGAGAGAAGGAGAGGGCGGCGUGGCGUGGUGCCAGCGAGGCUUGGAAGAAGGAAAAGGAAGCGUUGGAGAAGGAUAAUGAGAAUUGGAAGUUGAAGGUGGAUGAAAUUUGUGUGGAGAGGGACAAACUCAAGGCCGACAUAGAGAACAUGCAGAAGGAGAACGACAAGGACGAAGAUCAUCUAGCCGAUAUCGAACGAGCAUUGCAGGAGAUGAGGGCGAGACGUAAACCCGUGAAGGAUGCAGCAUCCACGGUUGGUGAUGAACAGAGGCCGUAAUGAAGUGGUUCAAGUGCUAUGUCUCGAUCUAAAUGGCCCACCCAUUGUAAGGGUGGGUAGUUAGCAUCUGUAUGUAUUUUAUAUCCGGUGGCUUUCUAUCAUUGCUUUGCGCCGCUAUCUGUUUUUUGAAUAAAGUACAAAUGUAAAGUUUUGUAGUGGAUAUGCUUUGCUGAUAACGGUUUAUAGUAAAAUGAAUUUUUUACGUCGUAAAUUAGUGGAACCUUUUGUGACUUUCGCAGCAAUGUUACAACAGUUUUAUCAUGGCACCUGUACCUGCAUAUUUUCUGCAGGCCGAGCAAAUAGUAAAACAGGAAGAUUUAUGUUGAAAUAAUGAAGUGAAGAUCG